Acanthoscelides obtectus is the source of this 523-nucleotide messenger RNA. The record is from the annotation of a GenBank genome assembly. Lineage: Eukaryota; Metazoa; Arthropoda; Insecta; Coleoptera; Chrysomelidae.
GCACAUUUCUACCGACUUUUUGCCGAACAUGGCAACGGUGUUCAACGGCAAGUGGUGGAUGCGUACACAGAAUUUACAAACAUCUGGUGUUUGUUGUUGUGCACAGUGAAUUUGUUGCAAGUAUUCAAAAAUGUUUUCAGGUUGUUUUAGCGGCAAUUAUAGCAUUGUUAUCAUUGAUAGACAAUUUUCAAAGACAAUGGGACGUCGUAAGUGCAUUCUUUGUGGAGUUAGCAGUGAAAAAACUGAGGCAACCUUCCACAGUUGUAUAAGAAGCAAAGGAGGAUACAGCAGUAAUCCUACCUCGAAGCAGUUUCAGAAUAUUUUAAAAAAAUUAUUACUUCAUACUGAAAUAAGUGGCAAUGAAGCAUCCAAUGUCGUGGCAUUAGAUAGCACAUCCAUUUUGCACUGUUCAUCAUCAUCAGAGAUCAAAAUUAGUGAGGAUAUGACCUCAUCAUCAAACAGUAUAGAGGAAGAUGAAGAUUUUAUACAAUUUAAAAACUUUCUUCGAAUAAGUCCUUGGUAG